Messenger RNA from Naegleria fowleri, 1854 nucleotides. RefSeq lists its product as uncharacterized. Gene Ontology annotation, biological process: mRNA splicing, via spliceosome. The coding region runs from base 1 to 1854 and encodes 617 amino acids. Lineage: Eukaryota; Heterolobosea; Eutetramitea; Acrasida; Naegleriidae. The transcript has a single exon. Gene Ontology annotation, molecular function: U6 snRNA binding; U4 snRNA binding; protein binding. Gene Ontology annotation, cellular component: U4/U6 x U5 tri-snRNP complex. The record is from RefSeq and is a predicted model, not a curated record.
AUGCUCGCUCCCUCACAGCACCAAUUUCUGCCGGAUGAGCAACGCGUUCAACUCAUCUUGCUCUCUCCGAAUUUUAAUACAGAAUUUAAAAUACCUACGUUGGAUCGGGAUGUGAGGAUCAAGCUGAGAGAGAUGGGAGAGCCAAUGACUCUGUUCGGGGAAGGGCCUCCCGAAAGAAGAGAACGAUUGAAACGGCUUGUGGUCAUUCAGAGGCUUAGAGAGGAGGAACAGCAACAACAACAGAAGGAGGAGCAAAGAAAUUUAUAUGAAGAUUAUACUGACCAUGGAUCAGAAUUAAUGGCAGAUUUACAAAGAGAAUUAAUGGCUAAAGGACGACAGGAUUUAAUUUCAACCUUGGCUAAAAAUCAACAAGAAGAGCAAGAGGAAAUGGUGGAUGAGAUGGAAGAAAAAGAAGAUAUUACUCAACAAUAUUUUACAUUUGAAGCUUCAAAUACAAAUCUUGCAAGUGUACGAGAAAGUAUUGCCAUGUAUUCACUACAAUCGGCACAACAACGAUUGGAGACCAUUCGGGAAUUUGUGGAUGUUGUGAAAAAAGAUAAAAUGGGACAGCAUACUUCGAAACCUGGAAUUGCAGCCCAAUUGGUCGAUCGAAAAAACAGACUCAUGGAGAAUGUACAAAAGCGAUUAUCGAUGGUAUCCUCUGUGAUUGGAGAUUCUCGACCAAUUUCACAAAUUAAAAUUCUAGGCCACGAUUUUGGGAAAUGCAUUACUGGAUCUUGGUCUGGUACAAUGAAAAUGUGGCAAGUAGCGAAUCCGUGUUUUAAGGAAGAGGAGCCAAUGACUGAUGAGACCGAUGAAAAAGAAUCAGAAAUGCCCUUGCAAGAUGAGGAUGAAUCGUACAGCUGUUCUCUCAUUAGAACCUAUGCAAAUGCUCAUGACGAGAGAAUUACGUGUCUGCAGGUGAGAAACGAAUUUGUUCUAAGCACAUCUGCUGAUCGAAUUAUUAAGCUAUGGAAUAUGGAAGAUGAAUCAGAAAAACCAACCCAACUGUUCAACGUUGUAGAAUCAGAUUCUUCAUCAAAUGAUAUGUCUGAUCAUAAUGCCACUGCAUCUGAAGAGCCUGCUCUAAAAAGAGAAAUACUCAAAGCUGGAGAUAUUCACACUGCCGUCAUUAAUAGACUCUCCAUCCACCCAAAUGGACAACAAUUUAUUAGCACAAGUUCUGAUCAUACUUGGUGCAUGUGGGACUUGUCAACUUAUCAACCACUCUAUAUUCAAGAAGGUCAUUACUGUCCAGUUUAUGCAGUAGAUCAUCAUCCGGAUGGAGGAAUUUUGUGUACGACAGACUUUAAUGGAGUUGUAAAGUUGUGGGAUUUGAGAACAGGUUUAUUGGUUUGCAAUUUACUUCAUCAUGUUAAGGAUGUACUUAAUUGUUCAUUUAACCCAUACAAUGGAGUGAAUUUAGUGACUGGUGGUUUAGAUGGACUGAUUGAUGUAUGGGAUUUGAGAUAUGCCAAGCACAGUUUAAAUUCAGGAGCGAAACAAACAGAUCCAAACUCGGAUCACUUUAGACAAGAGCCAUAUUAUUCCAUACCUGCCAGUUACAAGUUAAUGAACACAAUAAUGUAUGAACCUUCUUGUGGAAGGUUUAUAAUAUCGAGUGGAUUUGAUGGAAUGAUUCGAUUUUGGGACACUGUUUCAUUUAAGCCUGCCACUCAGUUUUCGAUUGGAGAACGAAUUUUAUGUAUGGAUGUGACACAAUAUCCGAAUAGUUGUUUUGUGCCAAAACAUGAGGAUACACAUGAGUUUGGAAAUUGGAGCGAACAUUUGAUGAUUGUUUGUGGAGGUCUUGACAAAAAGUGGAGAAAAUUGACAAGCUUUUGCAAACGUUGA